AUGCCUCGAUUCAGUCUUGGCUCCAAGCUCUCCAUUCUGGUAAUCGCAUUGGUGACCGUGUUAUACAUCGCCUAUCCUUCGUCGCCCUCAGGUUGGAAGCUCAGUCGCGUUGCUGCUGGAUAUCAUGAUCUAGCAACCCACUAUUCCUCCCUGAGAGUUGUUCAACAAAAGGAUCCAGCCGCCAUUGAAAAUGACUCAAGCGAAACCUCUGCAAACCACAAGGUCGUUGCGAAACUAGUUCAGGACUCGAAUGCCUCUCCAGAGUCAGAAAGGCCAAAAGACGAAUAUGACGAUAUCCCCGAAGAGACCCCGGAAGAGCGACACUGCUUCACAAGCGGGCUACAGUCCUCCAACCCGAUCCCCAAGAUAGUGAACUUCAUAUGGCUCAAUCGAACCGAGCUAUCUUUCAUGAGCUACCUAGCCAUACGGUCCGCAUUGGUGUCUCUCCAACCAGACCAGUUGAAUCUACACUACACCGAUCUCAACGAAAACAAUGAGUGGCUAGUCAAGCUACGCGACUACAUCACCCUCGUUCACCAUGAUAUGAAGCAAGAGUACCCAAGACAGAUAGAGGAAAAUUGGCACCUAGCGCACGUCUCAGACGUCAUGCGGCUAGACAUACUCCAGCGCAACGGCGGCAUCUACUUCGACACGGACAUCAUUGCUCUGCAGCCAUUUGACAACUUGCUGCAUAGCCCAAAGGACAUGGUCCUCGGCCAAGAGGGUCGUAACCGCUUCGGGCUCUGCAACGGCAUCAUUCUGGGACGGAAGGAGUCCGCAUUCAUGGACCGUUGGAAAGACAGUUACAGCACCUUUGAGUUGGGCGAGUGGAAUAAGCACUCGGUCAUACUCCCAAAUGAGUGGUCUCUGUUAUUUCCCGAAGAAGUCUGCAAGUUGGCGCCAUCCGUGUUCUUCUGGCCAAGUUGGGAUGCUGUUGAAUAUAUGCACGAGCUUCUGACCGAUGCACAGACAAGCAACUUUGAACAGACUCUUGCCAGCAACCAAGGCAGCAUGUACCCGAACCAGCUUGCUUAUCAUGCUUGGCACCAGGUUGCACCGCAGCUGAACAGCUUAACGCCCGAGAUUAUCAUGACGCGGAAUACUCGGUUUAACAUUUUGGUUCGGCGAUUUUUAGAGUGA
Molecule: messenger RNA, 1140 nt
Organism: Penicillium antarcticum
Lineage: Eukaryota; Fungi; Ascomycota; Eurotiomycetes; Eurotiales; Aspergillaceae
Product: glycosyltransferase family 32 protein
Exons: 1
Coding region: 1-1140 (379 amino acids)
Source: RefSeq, a predicted model, not a curated record